Messenger RNA from Myxocyprinus asiaticus (Chinese sucker), 4010 nucleotides. RefSeq names its product vitronectin a (gene vtna). The coding region runs from base 84 to 1667 and encodes 527 amino acids. Gene Ontology annotation, molecular function: extracellular matrix binding; scavenger receptor activity; polysaccharide binding. The record is from RefSeq and is a predicted model, not a curated record. Gene Ontology annotation, biological process: cell adhesion mediated by integrin; cell-matrix adhesion; immune response. NCBI's taxonomy places the organism in Eukaryota, Metazoa, Chordata, Actinopteri, Cypriniformes, Catostomidae. The transcript is spliced from 8 exons.
UCUGUUGAUCUACUGAUCUCUCUGUGGGCUACCUCAGCCUGGUGGUCUCAGUUUUUCAGUCAGAUUCUCUCAGACACACCAGGAUGAGGCUUAUUCUGCUGCUAGGACUUCUUACCUUCACAUAUGCGGCUGAAGAGUCUUGUAUUGAGCGGUGUGAAAAUGGUUUCGACGCCACCAAGAACUGUCAGUGUGACUCCAUGUGUACUUACUACAAGAGCUGUUGCAAAGACUAUGAGUCCACUUGUCAUAUUAUAACUCGUGGAGACACCUUUCCCUUUUAUCCUGAAGAUGAUGAAGAGGAAUCAAACAGCACAGAGGAGUCAAUCAGAUCCAGAUCACAGCACAACAUGGUGACCCCAUCUCCUGCAACCUUUGCAGAAAUAUUAAGCCUAUUAACUACAACUACGCAAGUCUUGGACUCAAAGCCAGAUGAUAAGACAAAACCAGUGAUUGCCACUGCUGCCACUCCAACUUCACCUUUUGGAUUAACCUCCAUUAAGACUUUAAGCCCAACCACAACUGAAAGCACAACCAUAACUGAAGACCCCACACCAACAAAGGCUAAAGACCCUGAUGCUGAAGUCUGCAGUGGUAGACCCUUUGACUCCUUCAUGCAGCUUAAAAAUGGCUCUAUUUACGCCUUCAGGGGAGAAUAUUUUUUUGAGCUUGAUGAGAAAUCAGUUUUGCCCGGGUACCCAAAGCUCAUCCAAGACAUCUGGGGAAUUAAAGGUCCAAUAGAUGCUGCUUUCACUCGCAUAAACUGCCAAGGAAAGACUUACAUCUUUAAAGGUAAUAAAUACUGGAGGUUUGAUGAUGGUGUACUAGAUGAGGACUUCCCACGAAAUAUUUCUGUAGGAUUUGAGAAGAUACCAGACAAUCUGGAUGCUGCCUUUGCCAUUCCUGCUCAUAGCCACCAUGGGAAAGAGAGGGUUUAUUUUUUUAAAGGAGACCAAUAUUACCAGUAUGAGUUCAGGCACCAGCCAUCGCAUAGGGAGUGCAUUCAAUUGUCAUUGAGAUCUCCUUCAGCACUCUUCAGAAGAUACACUAACAUUUAUUAUGACAGAUGGUUUGAACACUUCAACCAGCUCUUCGGUGGAGCCCUAAAUCAUCAUGGUGACCAUCGCUUCAUCAACAAAGACUGGAUUGGCAUCAAAUCUCCUGUGGAUGCAGUGCUGGCUGGCAGACUUUACGUCACUCCAAGAUCGCCCAGCAGGAGGCGCCAGGACAGGCGGGAUUACCGGCGGGAUUGGGACCAGCAGUGGGACCAACAUCAUAGGCAGCAAUGGGAUCAACAAUGGGGCUCCAGACGCAGACAGAAUAGAUCUCCAUACUGGGAGAGUAUGGCUGAGAGGGGCAUCAGUAUUGGACAGGAGUUCAAUCAGCGGUUUGACCAGGACAGGUGGAGAGACCAGGACAGACACAGAGACUAUUAUCUUAGGAGGAAUGAUGAUGAUUAUGACUACAGGUACAACCCUUCCGAAGACAUAGCCUAUGACAUACUGCGCAGGAGCCAGCCCUUACAAAGUGUCUACUUCUUCCAAGGAGAUCAUUAUUAUCGAGUAGAUCUGCGAACCAAGCGAGUUGACUAUGCAAACCCUCCAUACCCGAGACCUAUUGGCAAAUACUGGCUUGGCUGCAAAGACACACCAGGGGCAGAAAAAAGAUGAGUCUGACUGCAAAAGACUGGCAUUUAUUAGUAUUUAUCAUGUGAGAAAAAUAAGAUGAGUGUUUGUGCGCUCUAAGAAAAGGCAUUAGCAUGAUCACAGCCAUGCUGAUAUUUUUUCAUUUCUUUUUUUUUUUUUUCACUGUGCAGUUUAUAUUGAGUAUGUUAUCAGGAAAUGAACACAUAUUUAAUGGAUGGACCAAAGAGAUCCAUUUGGAUGGCCACAUGAUCUACACGGUCCAAUUUGAAAUCAAGGACUGUGUUUGUUUUUACCUCAGGACCAGGUCAAUGUUACAGAUAACCAGCACAAUCAAUGGGGACAAAGUUCAGCUUGUAACCUAUAUUCCUGAUUGUUGCAUUGAUUAGUUCUCUGUGGUCACCAUGUUAUUCCAUAAAUACAGAAUUUGAAAUAGGCCUAUACAGAUGUAGGGACAUUGAGAAUUCAUUUUUAUUGAGAACUUGCCUGAAGCAACUGAAUUGUGUUCUGUACUGAGGGUUACAAAUGAAGGCAAACUGCACAGGCUACAGCCAUAAUUUUACAUCUUUUACUGAGGAACAAUAAUGCAUUUAAUAAUCAGUAAUUCUUUUUCAUGUGUUAAUUCGUCUUUCCUUUUCAAAGCACAUCAUAUAAAAGGUGCUUUAAAAAUAACAAUUCCCUUUAAUUUAUUUAACUUUUCGGGCUUGCGCACAUCAAAUUACAUUAAUGUUUACUUUAUAAUUCUCUCAUCAUUUGCCUCAUGCAUCCCAGAUGUGUUUGAUUUUCUUCUGUGGAACACGUUUUGGUUUUUAGAAGAAUAUUUAAGCUCUGUAGGUCCGUACAAUGCAAAUGAAUGGGUGCCAAGAUUUUGAUGUUCCAAAAAGCAGCAUAAAAUUAAUCCAUAAGACUCCAGUGGUUAAAUCCAUAUUUUCAGAAGCGAUAUAAGUGAGAUAUUAUAACAGUUCAAUAUUUAAGUAAAUUUUUGCUAGAAAUUAUUCUCCCUGCCCAAUAGGGGGCAUAUGCAUGAAGAAUGUGAAUCGCCAAAAACACAAGAAGAAUGUGAAAGUUAAAGUUAAUAGUAAAAAUUGACUAAAACAUUGAUCUGUUUCUCACCCACACCUAUCAAAUCACUUCUGAAGACAUUGAUUUAACCACUGGAGUCAUAUGGAUUACUUUUAUGCUGACCUAUGUGAUUUUUGGAGCUUCAAAAUGUUGGCACCCAUUUCUCUUGCAUUGUAUGGACCAAAAGAGCUGUGAAAUUCUUCUAAAAUUCUUAAUUUGUGUUCUGCUGAAGAAAGAAAGUCUAAACAUCCAGGAUGGCAUGAGAGUAAAUGAUGUGAGAAUAUUCAUUUUUGGGUGAACUAUUCCUUUAAGUAGGUAUAGCUGCAGGCCGGAAAUCUCCAGAGGGGUUGUGGUUACUCCAAAAGGGGGUUGCGCCAACUCCAAAAGGGGGCGUCACUUCAACUGACGGUUGAGGUUAGGGGCUCCCUAUAUAUUUAAAACCCCGCCCCUUUUUGGAGAACUGCCUGCAGCUAUAUCCUUCUCAAGUAUCUUGCCCUGUGUGAGGGCGGGGUUUUGGAAAGAGUGUCUAAUUCAUUGGCUGGGAUCCCUUGCACAGCAUCCCUUGGUCCAGUACUUUGGCAGCAGAAAUAACUGCCUUUACAGAAAACCUUUCUCACUCAAAUUGAAACUCACUGAUGUUGAUUCAGCAACAUGCCUUUAUAACUUUAUAAUUUCUUUUGAAAUUUAUUAACAGAAAUUUCUUGAAGUCGAAAGUGUUGGUUUUACCUCGCAUCUUCAGCACAGUAAAAUGGUGUUUCUUAACUGCUUUGCUGUCAACAAUGUCCUAAUACAUUUCCUGUGUAUGUUUUGGCAUGAUUCGUCUGUUCAUUGUGGUUGAUUGCUCUCUCCAAAGAAAAUGUGGCACCUAAUUGAAUAUAUCCACAUGACCCCAUAUUACAAGUAAUCGCUGUCAUGCUGCAAAGAACUGCACUGUACUGAUGUAUGUAAGAACUAAUCCAAGAGAAAGAGAUGGCAAAUACCAAGAAAUGCAAUUACACAGGAACGCAUUAGGAGAACCAGGAAGUACUGUAUCUGUUCAUCAUGUUAUUUUUAGGAUAUACACCGUAAUAAUUCCCUUCAAUGCCAUUUUAGGGCAAAAUUUAGCUAGAAUAUUUAGAAGAAACUUUAAAAUGUAAUGCUUUUAAAGGAAAACGUUAAAGGAAAUUUCUUUAUCAAAUUAUAAAAUAACAAUUUAAUGGGAACCAUAAUGGGAAUAUAUAAACAAAAUAAUCCCUACAAUGCUUGUCUCUGAGAUUCAGGGACUAUGUAUGUAUUAUGAAUGUUUUACAUAAACGUUCUCAUAAUUUG